GAACCACAAAAAGAACCGUUGGAUUUAUCAAUGUCAGGAAUGUAUGAACGACGGAUUGGACCGUCAGAUCUAUCAGCGCCUUAUGUGAGAGAGGAACAAAUAGAAUUCAACGAAAUUGAUCAGAAUGACGCAAGCUCGUUGAACGCACCAAUUCAAGAAGUGAGAAGGGAACAAACAAGUAUAGGAAAUAUGCCGAAGAAAAAGUGGCUUAAGAGGUAUCAAAAUGAAACGUCCAACGAGAGAUAUCAAAAUGAAACGUCCAACAUCCAAACAAUCGAAAGGAAACAGUCCAAAGGAAACAAAGGUAACAUCAAAAGAAAGCAUCCAGAGCGUUCGACUCACACGGAUGAAAAGCGGUUCAAAUGCGAAACAUGUCUGGUGAGCUUGGCUUAUCUAUCGCAAUUGCUUAAACAUAUGAGGGUUCAUACCGGUGAGAAGCCGUUUUCUUGUCCGGAAUGCACGAAGAAUUUCACCGAGAAAGGGAGCUUGCAUAAACAUAUGAGGAUUCAUACCGAUGAGAAGCCGUUUUCUUGUCCGGAAUGCAAGAGGAAUUUCACCGAGAAAGGAAUUUUGCUUAAGCAUAUGAUGAUUCAUACCGGUGAGAAACCAUACAAUUGUUCAAAUUGUGGGAUGAAUUUCACCCAGAAAGGGAAUUUGGAUAAACAUAUAAGGAGGAUUCAUAGCGGUGAGAAACCGUACAGUUCUUCGGAAUGUGGGAUGAAUUUCGCCGAUUCAUCAAGUCAGCUUAGGCAUUCGAGGACUCACACUAAUGAAAAACCGCACGCUUGUUCUGUGUGCAAUAAAAAAUUCUCGCAAAAAGGUAAUAUGAAACUUCACAUGAAGAUUCAUAACAAUGAUAGGCGCUGA
Molecule: messenger RNA, 867 nt
Organism: Loa loa (African eye worm)
Lineage: Eukaryota; Metazoa; Nematoda; Chromadorea; Rhabditida; Onchocercidae
Product: zinc finger protein
Exons: 1
Cellular component (GO): nucleus
Source: RefSeq, a predicted model, not a curated record